AUGUCUAGUCUCCUUCAGCCCGUUGUUGUCGGGAACAAACUCCAUCUAUCCAAUCGCGUGGUUAUGGGUUCUAUGACACGCAACCGCUGCGUGAAUGACUGCAAGCCAGGCGGUGAACAAAUUCAGCAUUACUCAGAACGAGCGAAACAUGGCGCAGGACUUAUCAUCGCAGAAGGCACUUUCAUCGACUGGCAAGGCUGUGAUUGGAAGUGGGCACCUCUCAUGAUCACCGAGGAUCAUGCGCAAGCAUGGAAGAAAGUGACGACGGCUGUACAUACGCAGGGUGGGAAGAUUUACUUCCAGCCAUGGCAUCUUGGUCGCUGCCAAAAUGAACAGAUUCCUAUUAUGCAAGCAAAGAAUCAUCCGGUUGUUGCACCCUCCAAGAUCCCGGCUCGAGGGGGCAAAUACCGUGAUCUUCCUGGCACUCCGGGGCACACUCAUAACAUCACUGAAAUUGAAAAUCCGCGCGACUUCGUCAACAUGUAUCGACACUCUGCCAUCCUCGCUAAAAGGGCAGGUUUCGACGGUAUUGAGCUCUUAGCUCAAGGCGGAUAUCUUCCCCAACAGUUUCUCAACUCACGCGCGAACAUCCGCACCGAUGCGUACGGUGGCUCUGUCGUAAACCGGUGCCGAUUCAUCCUGGAGGUGUCGGAUGUUCUGGCCGAAGUGUUCGGUUCCGAGUUCGUCUGUAUUAAAAUCUGUCCGACAGAUCAGACAAAUGACUCUGUCGUGACUUAUGAAGAGAUGAAGGAUGUUUAUACCCACCUUAUCAAAGAGCUUGUCAAAAGGCGGAUUGGCAUCAUCAAUCUUUCGCGGCGCGGUGCAAAUCACAAUACAGGAACAGGAGAUUUCUUUGGGAACACCACACGGCCGGAUGGCUUCCCUUUACCACUGGGUUACGAUCCGGUUAUUGACUUCGGACCUUUAGUCAAGUUUCCCGGAAGUCCUUCGAUGCUUAUGGCCAACUACGAUUAUACAGUCGACGAGGCGAAUUGUCUGGUAGUAGAAGGCAAAUUGGAUUUGAUCACGUUUGGCCGGCCCUUCAUUUACAACCCAGAUGUCAUCUUUCGAAUUCAACAUAGCAUUCCUUUUGCAGAGAACAAUCGAGGCAAUAACGUUCAUUACGGACCAUUUGAGGAACCAAAUCAAAACUAUAAUGACUGGCCCAUUGCUGCUGCUUAG
This is a messenger RNA of Colletotrichum abscissum, 1182 nucleotides long. RefSeq lists its product as uncharacterized. The transcript has 6 exons. Gene Ontology annotation, molecular function: FMN binding; oxidoreductase activity. Bases 1 to 1182 code for a protein of 393 amino acids. The record is from RefSeq and is a predicted model, not a curated record. Lineage: Eukaryota; Fungi; Ascomycota; Sordariomycetes; Glomerellales; Glomerellaceae.